ACACUUGGCUUGCACCUGGUGAGUUGCCUGAUCUGGGAGAAAAAAAGUUGUGUUUUAGAAUGAGAUUUGUACCUGUAAAAGAGAAAUGUCGAGAUAUAUUGAGUCAGUACAGUGCUUGUUUGCAGUAUCUGUUUUAUCAAGUAAAAUACGACUAUGUGCACGGUGACCUCAAGUACCUAAAGGGUCAGGAAAAAGACAAGGACUCGCGCGGUGUUGGGGCCUUUGUCAUCUUGAUAAUGAUGCGGAUUUCUGCACAAAAUACAGGGACAGAAGAAAAUGUGGAAAACUUCUUUAGAAGCAUCAGCUUGAAAGACUUUUUUCCGCCUGCUCUAACUAGAAAUUUUAUUGACAAAAGAUUUCUAGAAGGUAGCAUUCGAAAUAAAUUAAAAGACUAUCAGGAUAAAAACCCAAGUGACAGUUACCCUGCAGACAUCUUGAUGCGAUCAUUCUUAGAACACAUACUGCAGAGCGACAAGGACUUUUAUGAAGAAUCCUAUUCCGCAUAUCAACUGGAUUUAGAAAACAUUCAAGUGCAGGAAAGUGACACUUCUGGGCACACACAAUAUACGAAUGAACUGAGGAUGAAAAGUUCUUCAGCAGUAUCGCUGUCGAUAAAUUUGAAUGGGGACUCCUCAAAGCUGAAAAUCAUUUCUGGGAAACCUUCCUGUGAGAUUUUUCUGCAGAAAAUUUAUGAGGUUAAAUUGCAGCAGUUAACAUUUGAAGGAAUGGACUGGUUUGAAGUGCAAAUUAUAGCACAGGCCCAAUACGAGAAAGUGUACUUCAAAGACCGAUUGGAGAGCCACUCAUUUGUAACAUGCCUUGAGAAAUAUUGCUUGCUCAUGUUCAACUACUACACAAGCCUGUGCCCCGACCUGCAGUCACCACGCAUACACAAACAAUAUCAGGUCCGUGCACAUGGACCUGUUAGUGAGGCCACAAUAAGGAAGAAGUUGAGUCAGCGAGGUCUCCAGUGUCGCGAUUGGUACGUUUUGCGCUCAAAUCUUCAGAAGUUCGGACAGUAUGAUGUUCUCUAUCUCAGGACACCCAAGGACAAAUCUCUCAUAGUCAGAAGCUUUGGAAAGGUAAUGGAGCGGGAAGAUGGUUUAGUUCUAGAAGGAUCCCAGGCUGAUCCUGUGUCUCCCAAACUGUUCUUUAGGCAACAGGCAAAGGCUCUGGGAUUCCUGCCCAGCAAUGUAAUACCGGUCCAGCCACAGUCAGAAGGAUGUGACAUUGUACAGAACCUCUUGACGAAGCAUGCAAUUACCUUGCAAAAUGCCAUUGACCUUGAGACUGAAGAGGAGGAAAAAAGACGUAUUGCCAGUCAGCCCAAGGUCUACAUGGCUGGUCAGGUCAACAUUGCUGCUAAGAUAGGGGAGGGCCACUUCACUGAGGUUUACAAGGGUCGGCUAUGUGAGCAACAGCAUGUUGUGAUAAAGCAGCUGAGGUUGGACCCAGCCCUGCAGCGUCACCACCAACAACUGCAUGAGUCCCUGAUGUCUGGCUUUGAGGUACUGCUGAAGUUAAACGGGUCAAAUUUAUUUGUCAAUUUCCUGGGACUAACCCUUGGGCCUAGCACAGGCUUGCUGAUGAGUGGAACUGGCCUGUGUAGCAUGAAGGCUUUCCUGCGCAUGGACAGGACUGGGCUUCCCCAACUGACAUUUGUGCACCUGAUUGAUGUCUCUAUAUGCCUGGCAGAGGCCUUGCAAUACAUGGAACAGAAAAAUUGUUUCCAUGGAAACCUAACAUGUGAAAACCUUGUAGUGGAGAAGUUUGACAAUCGUGUGUUAGAGAUCAAGGUCACAGACCCAGGCCUCGUCUGCUUCUACCAGCAGCUUCCCUUAGAUCAUGAAGUCAACAUUAAAAGACUUCCGUGGUUGGACCCCAAUAUGUAUAAGCCUGGUGGCCUUAAAGAAGUGACGGCAAAGACCGAGGUGUGGGCUCUGGGCUCCACCCUCUGGCAGAUGUUUGAGGGCGGGGCCAGUCCGUGGGAGGCCAUUAACUCGAAGGGAGGGCGAAGGUCAAUUGAAGCGGUGCAGCAAUUUUUUCUGGUAAAUAAAAAAGUACCUCGCUGUCCGAAGUUGCUGAAACUGCAGGCAGAUGACUCUGAACCAGUUCAAAAGUACAAACAAGAGUUUUACAUGAAGUUGCAAUACUGCUGGACAUUAGAUAGUGAGGAGAGGCCAUGCCCAGAGGCACUGCUCAGGACAUUCAUAUCCUGCUUUCAGGAACAUUCGAGAGAGUACCAUGAGUAUAGCCAACCAAUAUACUCUGCCGGCAGCAGUGGGCUAUCCAGUAUGGACAGUGCGACUACUGAGUUCCUCAAUAGUGGAUAUACGGGCACCUCAAAACCAAUACCCAAUCUUUCUUGUCUCAACUCUUCAGAUAUAUUCUCAGAUCAAGGUGUGCUACCUUUGGAAGUAGAUCUGUCAAAACAUGCAACUGAUCACCCCACUCCACCAAUCCCUCGAGCCCAGGGGGUCGCCGUCAAAACCCCAUACCCACCUCAUGGGGAACCUUCGGCGGAGGUACACAGAGCUGGCGUAAACCUGCCUUCAUUUGUCAUUCUAAAAAGAAGGCUUACCAUUGACAAAAGCAAACAGCUGGGAAGUGGUUAUUAUGGUGCAGUUUACAAGGCCACUCUAGAUAGGGAUGAUAAUACACCAUUAUCUGUUGUAGUAAAAGUUUUGAAAGAAGACAAAAUUGAGGAGCGAUUCAAGUUGGAUUUCAAAAAGGAAGCUGAAGUUAUGGAGAAACUUGAGCAUGAAAACAUUGUCAAGUUCUAUGGCACCUGCGAUAGCAUUCAUGGGUUCUGCCUUGUGAUGGACUGCCUGGAUCAGUCGCUAUACAAGUUUCUGAAAUCUCGCGAAAGGUCACAAAACUUAAAAAAAGAGGAAAUUUACAAGCUUGCCCUUGAUGUUGCCAAGGGUAUGGAAUACCUAGAACAGAAGAAAAUAUUACACUGUGACCUUGCAGCCCGGAAUAUUCUCCUAACCACUAACCAACAGGCCAAGGUCUGUGACUUUGGCCUGUCCAAGAUACUAAUGGAAGAUAAGGAUUACUACAGGAGGCAAAACAUGGAGAGGACAAUACCUAUAUACUGGUCUGCUCCCGAGUGGACCCAUUCCAAACGUGUUUCCUCAAAGUCUGAUGUCUGGAGUUAUGGAGUUGUACUCUGGGAAAUGUUCAGUUAUGGCAAUGAUCCAAAGAUGAACAGUAUCAACCCCAAUGACUUUGUCGCCAAGCUGAUAAAAGGGGAUCGACUCCAGCGUCCGAGAAAUUGCCCAGACCAUUUCUACCAGUUCAUGCUUCAGUGUUGGGACAAAGACCCAGAGAGGAGACCAACUUUUACCAUGUGCAGAGAUAGGCUUGAUGAACAGCUUUCUUCAAAUGUCCAGGUGGACGACAAAAAUUGCCUUGGAAAGGGUGAUUUUGGAGCUGUUUACAAGCACCAGUGGUGUGGUCAAGAAGUUGCAGUGAAGAUUUGCACAUCUCCUCCUGAUUAUGCGAGGUUUAAAAGAGAAUUCACUCUUCUCGAGAAGUUAAAGAAUAGAAGCACAGACAAGAAUGGGCAUCCGAACAUUGUCAUGUUUAUUGGACUCAAGGAGCUAGAUGACCCACAUGUUAAGUUUGCCUACAUGAUGGAGCUUAUGAAAAAUGGCUGCCUUUCUGAUUACCUGAAAGAGCCAAAAAUGUUGUAUGAUAGCAAAAUGAAGUGCCUUAUAGACAUUGCUCAGGGAAUGGAAUUUCUUUAUGACAACAUCAUUAUUCACUGUGACUUGACGGCAAGGAAUGUGUUAUUGACAUCUGACCUCACAGCAAAGGUGGCGGACUUUGGUUGGGCGAAGGAACUGGAGAAUGAUUGUGAAAACAGUACAUACAGGAGGACUGAUUCUCAGUUUAAACUACAUGUAUUAUGGGCUCCUCCAGAGGUUCGUAGCGGGACAUACUGUCGGCAGUCAGACAUCUGGAGUUUCGGCGUUGUGUGCUUAGAGGUCUUCUUGGAUGGAGGAACCCCAAGGUUAACCAAACCAUCCCAACCCUCCCCAGGCUCCGAUCCACAGGAGGAGCAUUGGGCACGCCUCGCUCAGAACGAGAGAUUCCCGAAACCUUUGACCUGCCCCGAUGAGGUUUACGAGAUCAUGAAGCUGUGCUGGCAGAGUGAUCCACAAAAGAGAAUAUCAUUCAGAGAAAUUGUUAAGAAAUUGACUAGGAUCAGGGCUUCUCAAUAGGUCACCACCAGAGAAACUGAUGUGACCCUAUUUUGGAGAUAUCCCUGAAAUGAACAGGGUUUUGCCUGGGACCAAUAACAAACUCCAGGUUUAGCUUAUCUCAGCUCAAACAUCCAUAAUGCUCUUUCUAUGGAGAUAUACCUGUGAAAUUAAUAGUUGUUAUCAUUCAGUUCUAUGUGUGUGAUUUCAUUGUAUAACAUCAUAUUAAGAAAACGUGGAAAUUGGUCUAGUAUCUUGCCAUACUCAAUUUUAUCUGAACAAACUUUCAAGCAGGCUAUGAUAGAUAUUUGUUAAUAUUUUUGGAGGUUUUCUUUAAUUGAAUAUAACAUAUUGUUAUGAAUUCGUAUUUUCAUAUUUCUUGAUUAAAGCUGUGUUUUUGUUGUAAAUGUGAAUACCUGAACAAGACUCAUGUUUCCAGACAACACCACAUAUUUUCAUUGUGAUGAAAGACUGUUAAGUGCUACAAUACUAAUCAUUGGAAAGCCCUGUGAUAUUGUCUAAGAUAUGUGAUGCUAUUUAAUUGUUUGUUAAAGGGACAUAUUUCUUUACAGAUACUUAGAAAUGCCAAGUUGACAGUUAACCCUUUGCAUGCUGGGUAAAUUGUCGUCUGCUCUAAAAUGUCGUCUGGUUUAUUCUAAAUUUCUUUCAAUUUACUUAAAACUUUGGGGAUAUAUUGACUGAGUGGCAAACAGCUUGGAAAAUCGCCAUCAGCAGCCUAAGGGUUAAUAAGCCAGUAGCUAACGUUUGUUAUCUAGGCAAUAUUGCUAUUCCUUAUGGUGUUAGACAGAGUUCUAUUUUUUGUAUUACAUGUAUAUCAGUUAUUUGUUUGUUUUGUGAUUGAAUACAGGACAUUGUUUACAUGUAUUUUGCACAGCAGUUCGAUGGGAAUGAACUCCUGAUUUGGUGUUAAAUGACCUGUAAUUUUUUAAUAACAUUUGACCUAAAUAAAAAAAAUCAUAGUAGAUUUAUCAAAAUGGUCGUUUCUACCCACGCUCUAGCAUAACAUAACUUUGAAUUACUGCAGUUUAAGGUAUUUCGAGAUCACUUAUAUUGUUAAAAUUCAGUCAUUAUUAGAUAUUUUCUGCUAGAUUGUUGGUAGGAAUGAACACUGAAAGAUAUGGAAAAAAUUUUUUUUAGGUUAAAUGUCACUAAAAAUAUGACACCAAAGCAGGAAUUUCAUUCCCUUUAAACUACUGUGGUAUUUUGUUAUUGUUUGUGUUUACGUAUGAAGUGCUUUUAAUGCAAUGACUCCGAAAGAUUUUGUCCUGAUGAGGAAAUUCAACAUCUCAGCCUCAGAAAACCUAUUUGAUUUUGUCAAAAUUUGGCGAUACAAAACAUGAAAAUAUAUAAAUGAGCCCAGUGAUAAUUUUUUAACCUGAUAAUGAUACCGAAAGAUUACAGAACAAUGUUUUCCUAAAAAACAGAUGUAUUAGUUGUGGGAUUGGUUGGCAUGUUAUACGCAAUAUCUCAACUCUCAUGGGUUUUUAGUCACUUUCUUAGCUAAUUACUGAAAUUCUACUAAAGUGCCAUGUCAGUAUCUUCUUUAUAAAGACUUGCACUUCGAUAAGCUUUGUGAGGAAAAUAGCUGUUCAUUGAGGACAUGAACAUAUAGUCAAUAUAUUGGCAUUACUAGCUCUAACAAUUACUAAUAUACGUGCAUGUAGGGGUUGGCGUUUUAUACAUGCACGUACAUGUAAGCAUAGGCGCUAUAUACAUGUCAAGUUGUACAUGUAGGCAUUGGUGUUAUACGCAAAUACUAGCAGUUUGUUUCAGACUUGAAGUUAUUAUUAGUUUAAACUUUCGUUGCAUUUGCUUGUUGUAUAAUGUUUUGUUAUAGUGUGAUAAAAUCAACAAUUGUUAUUGAAUAAAAGAUGGUGUGUGAUUAUAAA
Molecule: messenger RNA, 6118 nt
Organism: Mya arenaria
Lineage: Eukaryota; Metazoa; Mollusca; Bivalvia; Myida; Myidae
Exons: 25
Coding region: 60-4229 (1389 amino acids)
Biological process (GO): hemopoiesis; intracellular signal transduction; cell differentiation
Cellular component (GO): cytosol
Molecular function (GO): cytokine receptor binding; ATP binding; non-membrane spanning protein tyrosine kinase activity
Source: RefSeq, a predicted model, not a curated record